Molecule: messenger RNA, 1806 nt
Organism: Diversispora eburnea
Lineage: Eukaryota; Fungi; Glomeromycota; Glomeromycetes; Diversisporales; Diversisporaceae
Source: the annotation of a GenBank genome assembly
AUGCAGGAACAUGUUGAACGAAUUAAGAAAGGUGGAAAAUUAGUAAAGUUAUUGGAGGAAAAUUUCGAAGAAAACAUCCCGGAAUUAAUUAUUGUAUUUCUUGCUCGAAAAAGUCCUACAGAUGAUUCGGAAUUUUUUCUAGAGGAACUAGUUAAAGUUUUGAACAAAGAACCUUGGCCUCUUUUGGAAAGGAUUCUGCUUACGCUACUAUGGAAUGACAUCAUGAAACCACCCACUAUGUUUGCUGGUUACAGCUAUCGUAGUUUUGAUGGUUCUGACUAUAGCAGACUCAGACUUGAUUCCUCUACACUUGGAAUGGCUGGUACUCAAUAUGCACGUUCAGCCCGCAUUCAGAACCUUCCUAGCCAAACUCCCCCCACAGCGGAAGCAAUAUUUGAUAGUAUAUUGGAGCGUAGUACAUUUAAGGCGCACCCUUCUGGUAUCAGUGCAACGUUGUUCUAUCUGGCUACGAUUAUUACACAUGAUUUAUUCAAUACCGAUCCUAGAGACCCCACUAUCAACCGUAAUUCCUCAUAUAUCGACCUUACUCCACUGUACGGAAAUAGUAAAAUUAAUGAAAGGCAACAACCCGUUCGUACCUUUAAAGAUGGUCUUUUGAAACCAGAUACAUUUGCUGACUCACGAAUCCUGUUACAACCACCCGGUGUAGGUGCUAUGUUGAUCCUUUUUUCACGGAAUCAUAAUUAUAUUGCAGGCGAACUUCUUAAAAAAAAUCCAGAUCGAUUCAAUAAUUCGGACGAAGAUCUCUUUCAAACUGCGCGAUUAAUUAAUUGUGGAUAUUUACUGAAAAUUGUUCUCUUAAAUUACGUUCGUACUAUCCUUGGUGUUGAUACAACUAAAUCUUCAUGGUACCUUGAUCCAACAAAGCCAUACGAAAAAUCCUGGUUGCUUCCAGAACUACCUACUGGGGUUGGAAACCAAGUAUCCUUGGAGUUCAACUUUAUCUACCGAUGGCACCCGGCUAUCGCAGAGAAAGAUGCGGAAUGGGCCGAGGAUGAGUUUAAACGUUUAGGAAUAACUCCAGAAAGUACUAUUGAUGAAUUCAAGGAGAAGGUAAGAAACUGGGCAACUACACUGAACGAAGAUCCAUCCAAAUGGACUUUUAAUGGGAUGACACGAGAUGAAGAAGGCAAGUUUCCAAAUAAUAAAAUCGCAAAAGAGAUCAUCAAUGGAACAGAAAAGGUUGCUGGUGCUUUCGGAGCAAAUGGUAUUCCUAGGAUUCUCCGUGUCAUAGAAGUUUACGGUAUUGAAUCGGCCAGAACUUUAGGAGUAUGUAGUCUCAACGAUUUUCGUCGGUUCCUGAAAUUGAAACCUUACGAUUCAAUUGAGGACAUGAUGGGCAAUCCUAGUGAUCUUACUGUCGUAAAUAAACUUAAAAGUCUUUACGGUGGUUCUAUUGAGAAUGUCGAGUUGUACCCUGGUCUCAUGUCAGAAAAGACCAAACCUGGUGCAAAUAUCGGUUCAAUGAUCGCACUUCCGUAUACCGUUAGCCGUGCUAUUCUGUCAGAUGCAGUUAAUCUCGUGCGCAAUGAUCGCUUCUGUACGGAUGACUUUAACCAACAUAAUUUGGCAUAUUGGGACUGGAAUAUAUUAGAAAAUCCAGAAAGUAAAAAGUUGGCAUCCGGGGGCGUUAUACAUCAACUCAUCUUAAAACACCUCCCUGGUAUUUAUAGUAAUAAUUCGAGUUGGGCUUUAUAUCCAUUCGUUACAUCCUCGAACAUCAGAAAUUACCUGAAAGAUCGUGAUGAUUUGGUAGGCCUCAAUUAUACUAAACCACAAGAUUAA